AUGGCUGCUGCCAGCAAUCCACUAUCUGAAGAUCAGUUUCUGUGCUCCAUCUUUCUGGAUGUGUUCACUGAUCCUGUCAGCACACCAUGUGGACACAACUUCUGCAAAACCUGCAUCAUUGAACACUGGAAAUCGAGUUACAGGUACCAGUGCCCCUUGUGUAAGAAAGUUUUCAACACAAGACCUGAACUGCACGUUAACACUUUCAUCACUGAGAUGGUUAUUCAGUUCAGACAGUCAGCUCAGCAGAAAGCCAGCAGCAGCAGAUCAGAGCAACAAGUGUCUGAACCAGGAGACGUUCCCUGUGACGUCUGCACUGGAACCAAACUGAAGGCCCUGAAGUCCUGCCUGGUGUGUCUGGCCUCCUACUGUGAGACUCACCUGGAGCCUCAUCUGACAGUGUCAGGCCUGAAAAGACAUCAGCUGAUCAACGCUGUGGAGAACCUGGAAGGUAGGAUGUGUACGAAGCACGAUAAACCUCUGGAGCUGUUCUGUAAGACCGACCAGACGUGUGUCUGCAUGCUCUGCACUAUUUUAGACCACAAGGCACACUCUGUUGUUCCUCUGAUAGAAGAAUAUGCUGGAAAAAAGGCCGAGCUGGGAAAGACAGAUGCUGACAUUCAGAAGAUGAUCCAGAAGAGACGACUGAAGAUUCAGGAGAUCAAACACUCAGUUGACCUCAGUGAGAAAGAUGCAGACAGAGAGAUAUCAGAAGGAGUUCAGGUCUUCACUGCUCUGAUGGAGGCUGUUGAGAGAGGCCUGAAUGAGCUCAUCAAAACUAUAGAAGAGAAGCAGAGAAUGACACAGAAACAGGCUGAAGACUUCAUCAAAGAGCUGGAACAGGAAAUCUCUGAGCUGAAGAAGAGAAGCACUGAGGUCGAGCAGCUCUCACGCUCUGAAGACCACCUCCAUCUCCUCCAGAGUGUCCAGUCCCUAAACACCCACCACCCAACACCCACCAAGGACUGGACAGAGGUCAGCGUCUGUCCAUCAUCAUAUGAGGGGACUGUGGAGAGAGCUGUGGCUCAGCUGGAGGAGACACUCAGUGAAGAGAUGAAGAAGCUGCUCCCUGAGUUUGAGCUGAAGAGGGUCCAGCAGUAUGCAGUGGAUGUGACUCUUGAUCCUGAUACAGCACAUCCCUACAUCAUCCUGUCUCAUGGUGGGAAACAAGUGAAACAUGGUGAUGUGAAGAAGAAUCUCCCAGACUACCCUGGGCGAUUUUCUUUUCAUACUUAUGUUUUAGGAAAACAGAGUUUUACUUCAGGCAGAUCUUACUUUGAGGUUCAAGUUCAAGGAAAGCCUUACUGGAAUUUAGGAGUGGCCAGAGAGUCAAUCGACAGAAAGGGAGGCAUCACACUGAGCCCUCAGAUCGGUUGCUGGAGUAUAUGGUUGAGGGAUGGAAAAGAGUACAAAGCUCUUGAUGCCCCUCCGGUCCUUCUCUGUCUGAGGUCCUGGCCUCAGAAGGUGGGGGUGUUUGUUCAUUAUGAGAAGGGUCUGGUCUCCUUUUAUGACAUAAAUGCUGCAACUCAUAUCUACUCAUUCACUCACUGCUCCUUCACUGACAAACUCUUCCCAUUCUUUGGUCCUUGUCUUAAUAAUGCUGGUACCAAUUCUGCUCCUCUGAUCAUCUGUCCUGUUAACAGAACGUAUUAA
Messenger RNA from Centropristis striata (black sea bass), 1653 nucleotides. Its product is annotated as E3 ubiquitin-protein ligase TRIM39-like. The coding region runs from base 1 to 1653 and encodes 550 amino acids. The transcript has a single exon. The record is from RefSeq and is a predicted model, not a curated record. Lineage: Eukaryota; Metazoa; Chordata; Actinopteri; Perciformes; Serranidae. Gene Ontology annotation, molecular function: protein binding; zinc ion binding.